AGAUGAACUCCAAUAUUGACGGCCUCACCCAGUUCUCACUUUUGCCUUAAAAAUAGUUGGCGUUCGCUCACUUCAGCUUCUGGCUAUCCUUGGAUCCCGAUUCACUCUUUAGCAAUUUGCUCUCUGCACUUCCCGUCUCUGCCCGUCGGACCAACGCCGAUUUAUUGGCAAUUUGCAAGAGAAGCAGUGUCUUGCCAUCAUGACGAUUAUACUGUCCUUGCAUGAGCCAUCCUCCCAAGCGAAAGCUCUAGAUAUCCUCGGUAACGUACACGGCCCCCUCGUCGGCGCACUCUUCUGGGUUUCUACCUUCUAUGGCUUCGUAAAACUGCACAGGCCAAUCGAGAUUUCCCGGAAAAAAAGAGCCAUAGCGACGACACUGGUCACCGUGCUCCCCAUAACGUAUGUGGCCGAAGUGCUGUAUUACUUUGUCAGCUGGGCAUCCGGAGGUAGCCAAGCGUCCAAAGGAGCCAUCAACAACUGCCUAUGGUCUAUCCUUUUCAUGACCACAGUCAAUGUCAAAAUUUUCCGUGCUGAAAAAGCGCGAUGGUUCUCUUGUCUUGGAGCAUUCGUUCUGGAGUUUGCUCUCAACACUACGAUCCUUUGUUUGAAAGCAAUUACAUCGAGAGAACUUGGCCGCUAUGUGGCUGCCUCGCUGAUUAUCCAGUUUCUCAGAACCACUGUUUCUUUAGCACUCGUCAUACAAUGGUUGACUGUGCUUCCCAGGAGAGCAGUAAAAUUGGGUACCGAUGAGGAAGGCCAGUCGUUGCUCAGCGACCACGCGAACGGAAGUCCAACCUUGAAAAAACAUACGCCCUACGGAACCGUGGGUGGAGGCCCCUCUGAUACCGGGAAACACGACGAUCGCGAUAUGGAGAUCAAAAAACUGCAAGCAGAAAGAAUUGAGAAGGAGGGUGGUUGGGUAGGCUAUCUGAAAACAUUCGCAGUGUUCCUACCGCACCUCUGGCCAACCAAUGACCGUGAACUCAUGAUUUGGCUGUGCGUCCGUGGAGCCAACAUCCUUCUUUCCAGCAUUCUACAAGUGCUCACGCCCCGACAGCUUGGCAUCAUUACCGAUAAAUUAUCAUCAGGAAUCACUACUAUGCCAUGGCUGGAUAUAGCGCUAUGGCUGCUGUAUUCAUUUCUACCCACCUACGCGGGAUUUGGCGCUCUGGGUGCGCUUGCCUCGAUUAAAGUCAGGACCAGAACGUCUUCAAGGAUCCAACUUUUGGCUUUUGCCCACGUCAUGGAUCUCUCGAUGGACUUCCAUGCAAACAAGGCGACAGGAGAAGUAAUCAAAGCUGUGGAGCAGGCCACUUCCCUGAACCGCCUGGUCGAAACAGUGCUUUUCGAGAUUCUACCUAUGAUCAUCAACAUCUGCAUCUCCGUAUGGUAUGUUACGCACCUCUUCGAUCUAUAUUUUGCGUAUAUCAUCAUUUGUAUGAGCGCUCUGUAUGUGACGAUUGAGUUUAUCUCCACCGCCUGGAGUCGCGAACAUCUCCGUUUGUACCGAGCAAAGUGCAGAGCGGAGAGCCAAAUCUCGAACGAGUCGCUCCAUAACUGGCACACUGUCUUCUACUUCAACCGCGGCAAAUAUGAAACCACGCGUUUCAACGAAGCUCUGAAAAGCCGCAUCAUGGCGAGCUUUGAUUACCAGAUUCGACGCAUGUCCUGCUAUGCCUUGUCAGAUGGCUUCUUGUAUCUGGCCCAAUCGGGAUGCUAUAUUCUGGCCAUCCAUCAGAUCGUCAAGGGAUGGAAGCCUGUCGGAAACCUAGUGACAUUUAUUAUGUACUGGUACACCAUCAUCAGCCCCGUCAGAAGUCUCGCUUUCAACUACAGGACGCUCACAGAGAAUCUCAUUGAUGCCGAACGUUUGGUCCAGCUUCUCAGCACCAAGCCCAGCGUGGCCGAUGCACCGGGCGCCAAACCGCUUGUCACCACGGAGGGCAAGGUCGUCUUCGAUAACGUGGGCUUCUCCUACGAUGAACGCAAGCCUAUCACCCGGGAUGUUAGCUUGAUAGCCGAAGGCGGCCAAACCAUAGCCCUCGUAGGCGAAACCGGUGGCGGCAAGUCUACUCUGCUGAAGCUCCUCGCGAGAGCCUACGAUGCAGUGGGCGGCUCCAUAUCCAUUGACGGGCAAGACAUCCGGUCCGUUACGCGCUCCAGCUUGCGCGACGCCAUGGGCCUUGUUCCCCAGAGCCCCGAGCUCUUCAACAUCCCCAUCCGCGAGAAUGUUCGAUACGGCCGGCUCGAUGCCACGGAUGAGGAAGUCGAGGACGCCUGCCGCGCUGCUGCGAUCCAUGAUACCAUCGUCGAGUUUCCGGACGGCUACGACUCGCUUGUGGGUGAGCGCGGCGUCAAACUGUCAGGAGGCCAGCUCCAACGUGUCGCCAUUGCGCGCGUUCUCCUGCGCGAUCCGAGCAUCGUGUUGCUGGACGAAGCGACGAGCGCCGUGGAUUCGGCAACCGAGGAGCUGAUCCAGAAGGCCUUCAGGAAGCUGUGUGCGGGGAAGACGACAUUCGUCAUUGCCCAUCGCCUGAGCACCAUCGUGGAGGCCGAUCAGAUUCUGCUCGUCAGCAAAGGCGAGAUUGUCGAGAGGGGCUCGCACGACGAGUUGUUGGCUAUGGGAGGCAAGUAUGCGGAGUUUUGGAACAAGCAGAGUGGAGGUCAGGGCGUUGGUGAGUGCGCUACGUGCAGCUCCACGCUGAGAUGUACGGAUUGUGCGGCUUCGGGUAAGACAUCGGCGACGGCGUCGACGUGUGUUGACGCGAGUGAAGAGGGUGCGGCGGUUGAUGAAGGCGUGGCACAGGGUGCGGGCACGCAGGCCGAGGACACGGGCAAGGCGGCUGGGAGCUCGGCGGCUACUCAAGGAGACAAUAUCAAGAACAGGUGACCAACCCAAAGUUAUAGGGCGAUGCCGUAGCAGGACUUUUGGGCGUUGAAGACCGUUGAGAAGUGCUAGGGGAAAAGCGAAACGGCUUAGAAUGAUAAUUGUAAGAGAAAGGACUAUAGUGUUUAACACAGGCAUCAGGA
Molecule: messenger RNA, 3030 nt
Organism: Westerdykella ornata
Lineage: Eukaryota; Fungi; Ascomycota; Dothideomycetes; Pleosporales; Sporormiaceae
Product: ATP-binding cassette-type vacuolar membrane transporter-like protein Hmt1
Exons: 2
Coding region: 200-2890 (896 amino acids)
Biological process (GO): transmembrane transport
Cellular component (GO): membrane
Molecular function (GO): ATP binding; ATP hydrolysis activity; ABC-type transporter activity
Source: RefSeq, a predicted model, not a curated record